Schistosoma curassoni is the source of this 3717-nucleotide messenger RNA. The record is from the annotation of a GenBank genome assembly. Lineage: Eukaryota; Metazoa; Platyhelminthes; Trematoda; Strigeidida; Schistosomatidae.
AUGAGUAGUCAUCAGGAUAGUGCAAAAAUCAAAUCAACUGAUAUGCCAGAAUCUAUGCAAUGUAUAGCUGUUGAUUGUUGUGCAGCAGCAUGUGAACGUUUUACAGAUGAUAGAGAUAUAGCUAAAUAUAUUAAACAAGAAUUUGAUAAACGUUAUGGUGGAACAUGGCAAUGUGUAGUUGGAAAACGUUUUGGUUGAACCAACUAUAUUUUAUCCUAUGGAUAAACCAUUUUCAAAAACUGACAGAUUGGAAGCUUGCAUUCCAUAGUGUUCGACCGACAAUGAAGUCUUAACAAUAUCAAGGUGCCGAUUAGUGCAAAGAUCAAUAUAUGUGUUAAUUUAAAUGAGAGUGGUUUGAAGUAAAUGUUUAUAUUAUCGAGUCUCAUAGCCCCAUCAAUUAUUUUCUCUUACAGAUGGUUUUGUAUAAAUGCAUAGUUCACAAUGAAAAAUUUAACAAUGAUUAGACAGUCAGUCAAUAAGUAAAAAAGGAAAAAUAAUUUAAACAAUUCUCUACAACAAAUAUGUCAAAAAAGUGUUAAGAAAUCAAUAGGGGAUAGAAAAACGAUGAUCUUUUGCCUGUAAAAACCUGGUCUUCUAAGAAUAAAUAGGGUUUUUCAGACGGCGAGCUUAACCAUAUCAAGGUAUCAAUCGUCAUAUAUAUUAUUAUGGAAGUAUCCGAUUUUCGGAAAAAAAUUAUUUCUUUGGUACAGUGCAUUGCACUUCAUAGACAUAAUAACAUUGUCUGGUAAUUCUAUAUUUAUAUACACAUUUAUUCUUAUUCAACACUUUUGAGUACCUAACUUCUUAAAUGUGAAGAGAAAAAGGCAGCAUUAAAUAGGUUUAUAAAUGGAAAGUAUUCAUUUUGUCAUAAAACUAGAAAGUGAAAAGAUCAUUUCAUCGGUGAUUUCAUUUUCAAAAGGUCACAAUCAAUAAAACGUACUCAACUCGUUCACAGUGAUGGUCUACAGUAUGUUUAUUUAUUCAUCGCAUUUAAUAACAAGGAAGCAUAAAACCGGACAAAAAAUCAAAUAUUAUAAUUCUCAUUAAAAACGCUUAAAAUGGGGUUGCUAUAGAGAUUGGAUAUAUUAACCAUAGAAGUCCUAGUAACGAGAUGAAGAUUAAUAGUAACAAAAGUUGAUAAGAUAGGUUUAAAAAAAAGAAUACUCAGAAAAUCCAAAAAUAUUCAGGAUUAGAUUGGUUUGAGGUGUGAGUUCCUUUUUGUAGAAUAAAAAAUAGGUGGUAAUUUGAAAAGGGAAAAAAUCUACAGAAGUACUUAACUGUACAGACUUUUGUGUGUGCGUUUGUGAGAGGAGCUUCAGCACUACAAAAAAAGUGAAAGCGGACGACUUAGAGAAUGGGAGUACCUUAAAGAAAUUUCUAAACUGAACUAUUCAUUUCUGCUAUAAAACUUCGAAAGAAAUUAUUGAUUUAUAAAAAUUAACAGUUUUCUGUAAAGCGAUGCAAAAUAAAUAGGAUAAAUGAAACGAGCCUUUAGCUACUACACAUCAUUUUCAUUUCACUUCGAUCCUAUGAAACAUUUUACCUGCCCGAACAUCUCAGUAACAAUUUAAUUUGAUUUCAAAAAAUCCAGAACGACAAUAAUUGGAGAUAUUAAUAUUCAUACUUAAAAUAGCUUGGAUAAAAACCACUGUGAUAAAAUUUAAAACUGGCUGGUUGUUCUUUGUGUAAUCUAGUAAACUGUAUAUUAUUUACUAUAUUUAACUAUAUUUAAAUCAAUCAUGAACCACUGAAUUAGGCAGAGAUGGAUGGUGGCUAGCAAUGGAAUCUAGGACGCAUGUUUCGUCCUAUUUGGUAUGCAUCAGCUGGCAAAUUAAGGAGAUUAAUAUGAUUGAAGUGGUCUGUAUUUCUAAUGGAAUUAUUUUUAAAUUCAUGAAAACACAUUGUUGCUUUUUGAAUAAUUUUCAAUUUAUAAUGAACUUCAAAUUAAAUAGAUCCGUAAUUAAGUAAUGGAAUACUCAAAAUGAGAUAACGGCAAUAUUUCUAGCUCAGGAUAAGGAUUUGAAUAUGUUAUCUGAGCUACAUAGUUUGCUAGUAAAGCUUUCAUUGUCUUUCACGGCAACAAUAUCAUCACACAGUCAGUCAGUUAGUAACGAUGUAGAACUUCGUACGUACGUACAUCAGUUCGAGUUGCCACACCACAUUAGCACACAGAUGUAGUGGUCGAUUCAAAUCCCAUAGUGGUAGAGGUAAUAAGAGUAUAAGCAGUAAUCGGGAAGAUUAGUGUUUGAAGAUGUUACUUAAAGAGUAUAAUACAGUGAAAUAAAUUUGGGUGUAUACUGAUAAUAUUGUCGAUAAAGACGAUGAAAGCUUUACUAGUAAACUAACCAGCUUAGCGAAUAAAACGCAUUGAAUGUUUUAGGCAAUAGGUUUCCGUGUAUUUCAUAACUAUCGGGCUUUUAGUCUCUCCAAAUUAAAUUAUAAUUCUGAGGAUUUUUGAUGCUUCCUUACAUUUGGAUAUUGAUACUCUUAUUAGAACACUAAAUACUGAUGCCAGUUUCCAUUUUAGCUUUUCAAUGAAAUUCCUGCAUACCGAAGUAUUAUCACCGUUAUCAUAAUCGAUUUAAUCUAUGUUUUAUAUCUACGUUCUUUACAAUGUGAAUCUGCUUUGAUAAUUAUACAUAUGAUUGUCUCUUAUUAACAUGUAAGAAAAAAUUUGUUAACAUCAAAAUUAAAGAUACUCCUGACUCGUAGUGAGCAAAUUAGCUGUAGUUCUUUUAGAAGAAAAUGCUCUAUAAUUACGACAAUACCAUUCUCUUGUAAUUUCUUUGUGCUAUUGACUCAGAAUAUUCGAUCGAUAUUGGACACCACAUAUUCACAUCGGAAUCUAAUAAAUUUAUUACUACUGAAUAUUGCUACCUAAUAUCAAUCCAUUUAGUGAUGUAAUUUAAUUCUUUGUUAUUAAGUUAUUCCGGCUGUAAAUACUUCCUGGCAUGAGCGAAUCAUUAGUAUGAACUGGCUGUUUUUUAGUGGCCAGUUGAUCUGACUGCAGAUAGAUCGAAUGCUGAUGUUAACGAAACAUAAAUGCUGCCAAUCGUCGUAUAUAAUUGCUGACUUAAUUCGUAUUAAAGAAUAACGGAAUAAAAUAAGCCAAAUGCGAGAACGAAUUUUGGAUACGUCUAUUUCAUACACCCGUUGAUCCAGACAGACGAUUAGGGAAACGAAUUAGAGAAGCUGACCGGAUAAGACAAACAUGCCAACUCCUUUUGAUCAAGUGUGACUCAAUACUUAUAGCUGGACAAAGAUAAGCCUAAGAUAUGUGAUGAAUAGGGUAAGCGGUGCACAUACAUACGCUCAUAUUAAUACAGUCAAGGCUGUAAGCGAAUAAUUAACAUGGUCAAAAUGUGACUCGAGAAGAAUAGACUAAUUGGUCUCUACGAAGCUUGAAUAACCCAUGUGAGCUUGACAUAGUACCAGACGCUACUAUUUCCUCUACUCUUUACUGCCAAUUAAAGGUGACACGAAAAAUCAGGAAACUGCACCAAUAUAGAUUUCCAGGUACAACUUAGACCACUUUUAAAACACAUGUUCAAUUGAAGAAUAAUAAGUAAGAACUUCCGUUUAAAUUUGAUCGAAUAGUUUCACAGUAAUUGAGCGCCGAGUUAGUGAGAAACAUUAAAGAAGAAGAAUGUAUUUGUAAAAUCCCAGCGACUGAAUUUUGAAGUAAAUCCAAGGAAAUUCAUUCGCUGAGAUUUUACA